AUGAGAGUCGCCGAGAUUCUCUCCGAUUUCCGGACCUUGCAGUACUACAUCGCGGCGGCGCCUACGGACCCGGCCAACAUGGAAGACUACUACACUGAGGGUUGGGCGGCCUUGCGGCAAUGCGCUCUUGACGGACAGCAUGUUCUCAAUUGUGCGGCCGACACCAGUGUUCCGCAGGUUAGCGGCGGGCCGCUUGAGCAAGAAAAGGCGGAGUUGAAACAAUGCCUGCUCGAUUCCUUCGCCAGAAGACACGAGUGUCAAAAAAUCUACUUGCGCCAGGCUGCUGCGCAGCGAUGGAUCAGCAACCGGGACGGUGUUCUGCAGGGCGGGAGACCGAAUUCGAGGAAUGGAUCUCACGAGCUCUCGACGAUCACCGACGACGCAAUCUACAAUGAGUUGCAGGCAUCUGACCGCUCCAUGGGCCGCUGGACGGCCGAGGACCCCAGCUCACGAAGUGUGCAGCGCUGGCUCCGCGCACGACGACCAACAGCGUGA
Messenger RNA from Colletotrichum spaethianum, 495 nucleotides. RefSeq lists its product as uncharacterized. The record is from RefSeq and is a predicted model, not a curated record. Bases 1 to 495 code for a protein of 164 amino acids. NCBI's taxonomy places the organism in Eukaryota, Fungi, Ascomycota, Sordariomycetes, Glomerellales, Glomerellaceae. The transcript has 3 exons.